AGUCUGAAGCCGAGACAAAGGCAGUGCGAGCUUGUCUCUCUAUCCUACAACAUCCACACCCUCUCGGCAGCACUAGGCACUCUGAUAUCUACAACAAUCCAACAGCCCCCCAGUCACUCCGCACCAUCCUGUUUCUGAGUUUGUAACCAUGGAGCUGGACUUUGGACACUUCGAUGAACGGGACAAAAGCUCCCGAACCUCCAGAGGAUCCAGAAUGAACGGGCUGCCGAGCCCCACCCACAGCGCCCACUGCAGCUUCUACCGCACGCGCACCCUGCAGACCCUCAGCAACGAGAAGAAAGCCAAGAAGGUGCGCUUCUACCGCAACGGGGACCGCUACUUCAAGGGCAUCGUGUACGCUGUGGCUACUGACCGCUUCCGCACCUUCGAUGGGCUGCUGGCUGACCUGACCCGCUCCCUGUCCGACCACAUCAACCUGCCGCAGGGCGUCCGCUUCAUCUUCAGCAUCGACGGCACCACCAAGAUCGCUUCCAUGGACGAGCUGGAGGAAGGGGAGAGUUACGUGUGUGCGUCCGAGAACUACUUCAAAAAGGUUGACUACACCAGGAAUGUCAACCCCAACUGGUCGGUGAACGUCAAGGCCUCGGCCGCAACUCAGAAAGGCCUGCAGUCACUGGCCAGCGGGAAGGGCAGCGAGAUGAAGGAGAGCAAGGACUUUGUGAGGCCCAAGCUGGUGACGGUGAUGCGGAGCGGGGUGAAGCCGCGCAAGGCCGUGCGGGUGCUUCUCAACAAGAAGACGGCUCACUCCUUCGAGCAGGUCCUCACAGACAUUACAGAGGCCAUCAAGCUGGAGAGCGGAGUGGUCAAGAGGAUCUACACGCUCGAUGGCAAACAGGUGACAUGCCUUCAAGACUUCUUCGGGGAUGAUGAUGUCUUUAUUGCGUGUGGGCCAGAAAAGUUUCGUUACGCCCAAGAUGACUUUUCCCUGGACGAGAACGCACACUUUUCCCCGGGGGGAACCAAACCCAAAACACCCCAGGGGGGUUAUAACCAAGAAUGCCGAGUGAUGAAAGGAAGCACUUCGAAAGGAGGCCCAUCCUCCCAGAGAAGCUCAGCUAAGAGUCCUGGACCCACACGACGCAGCAAGUCUCCAGCUGAAUCCACCAAUGGCACCUCCAGCAGCCAGCUGUCCACCCCCAUUUCAAAGCAAUCUCCCAUCUCAACACCCACCAGCCCCGGCAGCCUUCGCAAGCACAAGGACCUGUAUCUCCCUCUCUCAUUGGAUGACUCCGACUCGCUGGGCGACUCGAUGUAAUUAAGAAACGACCUUAAGCUACUGAAGUAGAAGAAAAAGAAAAAAAAACAUAAAGUCAAGUUCCGAUCUGUCCUGCUAAUCGCAGAGAGUUCUGUGGUGCUUUAACUUUGAAAACACCAAAAUGUAGUAUAAAGCAGAUUUUCUGUGGUGCUUUAACUACACCAAAAUGAAGUAUAAAGCAGAUUUUUCUUUGUGGUUUGUCCUUGUGUGUCACACACUGAGACUGCCUGGCUACAGUAACGCUGCCUGUGAAGUAAUUAGCUGCUGAGAAUUCAUUCACAUUAAUUGGAGUUCUUCACAGGAUCCGGCUGCAGCUUUACACGUGCUGUGUGAGCCCUGAGCCGAUUCAGCUAACUCUUUCAUGUGCCAUUUAAUUCAGCUCUGAGGGGAAUCGGAGCUUCACUCAAUUUCACACUGUUAUUUAAACUUUAUUAAGAUUGAACUAGGCAGAUGUGUUAAAAAAAACAAAAAAACAACAACAUUAAUUUUGAAAGUACUUUAUAAAAUAUAAUUGCUACUUCCACUAAAAUUAUCAUUCCAUUUUCAUUUUUAUUUUGUUUUAAUUAUUCGUAGUUGUCCUUUUAAAAAUAAGAAACCUGUAUUUUGCCAAAUUAAUAAAAAAUGAAUUCUUGGCAGCAAACAUAUAAAAGGUGUAGUAGGUUGACUUGGUGAGUUUUGUUGCCAAUACUAUAUACCAUAUUCCUAUUUUUGCUUGUAUGACAUUAAAACGAAUGAAGGCACAGAUCAUAUUCUAUAUCUGGGCAACUCUUUUAUUUCUUGAAUUUAAUUUAAAAGGGCAAGGAUUUCUCUGAAGAACUCUUAAAAAAUAACUUUUAAAUGCCUGCACAGGUCGGUAACAAUGCUAUACCUGAGUCUGUCUCAUUGAAUUUCAUGCUUUCCGUUUUGGAGAUAAUGGAAUGUACCAAAUGAGAAGAGAGAGAGAGAGAGAAGAUAGACUGAAACCAGCAGGGGGAUGAAAGCUGGGAUAGUUAGGAAUGGGCAAGUUGUGUCUUCACAAAGCAAUCAGGAAAGCCACGCCAUGUUUUUAAUGACGAGUGAAAGGUGCUGUUAAAAAGACCACUGUGCUUUGAUUUCUAUUUAAAUUGGCUUUGCUGAUUAAGGCUGCCAACUUUCGUUCUACAGCAGAGAGAGGAGAAGCUGUGCUGUGGUCCUUAUUUAUAAUCAGUUAUUCAGACUUUUUAAAAAGCCUGUCUAGUUAAAUUAAAUAAUGUUUUGGAAUUCCUUAACCCUUUAUUAUACCGUUUCAACACACUGUAACAGUCUAUGAGCCCAGUAUGACAAAUAUAUUUGAUUUAUGUUGCAGAUAUAGUUGCAUAUAUAUAUAUAUAUAUAUAUAUAUAUAUAUAUAUAUAUAUAUAUAUAUAUAUAUAUAUACAGUAUAAUGUAUAUAUAUUGCUGAAAGAGACCACUUAAAAUAUAUGCCAAAGCCAACUAUAUAUGCAUUUUACAUGUAUGCAACAUAUGCCAUUUUUAUUCAUAGUAUUUUUUAAACUGUAUACGAUCAAAAAACACUUUAAAAAUACAGUAACACUUUACAUUAAGUGUUUCUAAUUACAGUGUAUUUACAUACUUGUUACUUAGUAAAUACAUGUGUACUUACACAUUACAAUGUUAUUAUGCAUAGUUACAAUGCACUUAAUGUGUAAAUGUUUUUGUAUAAUAUAACCCUACUUACAUAUAUCAUGCAAAAAGAUUUACACAAUAAUUACAUUGUAACUAUGCAUAAUAGCAUUGUAAUUAUGUAAAUACAUAUGUAUAUACUAAGUAACUACUAUGUAAAAAAACACAGUAAUUAGAGACACAAUGUAAAGUUACCAGACAUACAUUGUUUAAAUAUGCCAAUAUGUGGAGUGUGCAAAAAUAAAAGAUUCCCAGUAAAUCAGACUCAUGCCCAUUAGAUAUAAUGAGAUUAAUAUAGAGCUGAAUUAUUAUAUCAUAUUUAUUUAUUUAUUCAAAAGAAUUAAAAAAAAAACUAGUUGGGAAUUGUAUAUCCUGGAAGUACAACACAAAGGCAAUUAAGGAAUACCACAGCAUUCUCACUCGUCAAUAACCAAUUAAUUAUAAUUCAAAGUAUAGGAAUUGGAAUUGAAAUAGUAUCAAUAUGAUAAUUGUAACAAUAUUCUGAAAUCUCAGACUUCUUCCACUGUGUUUUGUUUUCUUAAUAAAUCACCAAGGCUGGGAAAAAUACCACCAGGACUGUGGAAGAUUUGAAGUGAUGGGUUAGAUUUAGAUCCAUCCCUCUGACUAGAAUGACAGGUAGAAAUCACUCUGGUUUGAUUGUUUUCCGUAUCUGCCUGGGAUUAUCAUCCUGCUGGUGUUUAAGACUCUCAUUUGCAUCAGGAACAAUGUUGAAAUGUAAGAACCGUGAAAGCAAUUGACAGCAAGCAUGAGGAAGGUUUAAUUUUAACUUCAUUGCAAAAAAUGAAUCUUCAGUCGGGGGCAUAGCUUUUAAACCAGAGCAGAAUUACUGUAAAUCCUCCAGUAAUUGAAGCAACAGGCAAACAACAAAUCAGCAUCAGUCUUUCAACUACACCUUUUAUAAUAAGCACAGGUCACUGGGAAUGAUUUAACACAGAGGGUUACUUUUUUAAGCUCUGGGGAGUCACACUUUUUAACAGCACGGUUCAGUAACUUUUGAUUUUUUUUUAUGUGAAACCUUUUUUUGUUAUAAUGUUUUUUUCUACACUUUGUAUAACUAUUUACAGGAGCAGCAAAACAGUCAUGUUCUAAUGAGAGACAGGCAGCACCAUGCAGCUCGGAGCAGCAAUGUUCCAGUGGUGCCUUUUUAUAUAAAACAAACAAAAAAUCGUGAGCACUCUGUUUUGUAUACUGCUUUUAGAUGUUUUUAUGCCUGAACUUUUGGACUAAUUACAGUAUUUGUUGUCUGUUUGGAUUUGUUUAAUACUGUUUUAUUAGGUGGGUUGGUGAUACCAGAAACCCAUGUUGUUUCACUACUCUCUUUGUGAAGUUUUAAAUGUGCAGUUCUGGGUAAGGAAGGGAAGUGUUUUACCCGCUGUGUCCUGCAAGGUAAAGCCAGGGUGCUACAGCAGUCGUAUUCUGUCAGUUGCACCUUUUUUUGUUAUGGAGUCUCUCCCCAAACCUUUUUCAAUGGAAACAGAGUACAGGUCAGGUUGAUUAUCACAUUACUAUAUUUCGAUUCCUCUAUAGCAGUGAUUCCCAACCCUGGUCCUGGGGACCCCAUGUGUCUUCUGGUUUGCAUUCCAACUGAGCUCUCAGUUACUUAACUAGACCCUUAAUUGAACUGAUCAUUUACUUAAUUAGACCUUUUUAAAUGUUUUCAGUUCCUAACAAGUUGCAGAUUUCAAGUUACUUAUAAAAUGUUAUAAGUAACUUGAUCUCUGUAACUGCUUAAGAGCUGAAAACAAUUAAAAAGGUGGUCAAACCCAUGUUACAUUAAAUUGACCAGUUUAGAUAUAAUUUUACAACUAUUUAAAACUCACACACAGGAUCUAGAAUGAACAAGACCAAUUAGAAACCAUUACAGGUCAUACUUAAAACCAGUGCUGGUCUUUGCUGGGAUUUUUAACAGGGUUGGUGCACCUAGAGAGAAACCUGAUUUAUUCAUAUGACUGAUUACUUUGCUCCCAAUGUAAUUAUUAUUGUCUGCUAUGCCACUAUGAAAUAUGAUAAUCACGCUUCCUGGGACCUGUGAUCUAUGGUACUAUCUCGUUAGUGCUUUGCUAGGUAGCUGUAUUUCAAAAUCCUGUUUAAUCCUUCUACCUGAAAUACCACCUUAAAUUAUUAUUAUUAAUAAUAAUAAUAAUAAUAAUAAUAAUAAUAAUAAUAAUAAUAAUAAUAAUACUACGUUUGAUUCUGUCUAUCGUUUGAUAAGGCAUAAACCUCUUUAACAAAGUGGUUUCUGCCUAGUCAAAUGAGAAGGGUUUUUAAUAUCUACUAUAUUUCUAAAACCCAUGUGCUGUUGUCAUGGAGAUCGCAAUUUUGAAGAUACAUGACCUUGACCACUGUUUUCAUUUAAAAAAGGGAACGGUAUCUUUUUUAGAGAGACAGGGAGAGAGCAAUGCCUGUAGGUUGCCAUGGUAAUUUAAUAAAAUCCCCACUCCUCAUAUACUAAGUCAUGGUACUUAAAGGCAGUAUUAACUGUGCUAUUUCCGUGGUAUGUGAAGUAUAUUUGCUGAAAAAAUAAGAUUGGUAUUACUAUUCAAACCAUGAGCACAUUGUCCUUCUAUCGCCCCUAUCGCCGUGGCAACAUGGCGUUUGCUGCAAUGCUAAACAUAAUCUCUAGUAUAAAAGGAAUGUCUAGGGAGUUAAUUGCACUGUAAGCUAAUUGGGGGCCAUCAGCUCAUGAUUCAGCGCCACUGAAUGUAUAAAAAAAAGACAAACAGGGUAUGGAUAAUUGCAAACUGAAAUCUCUGCUUCAGACUGCAUUAGACUUUGGAUUGGCAUACGUUGUGUUUACACCCACUUGUAGAAUGAACAUCUGUUUGAUGUCUUCUUUUAACCAGCUAACAUUAAGGAUCUGAAUAUUAUAAUGCUGUGAUCAGUGGUACUCAACUAAGGGUGGAAAACUAACAGUGUUUUAAAAUCAGAUCCCUUGAGAUUCAUCCUCUGAUACUGUGUGGGUGUGGCUGGGGUCAGAUAGCAGGGUGCCAAGGGCAGUGGUGUCACUAACAAUAUAUCAUAUUGCAUUACUGUGAAACAGCGGCCUUAUGUUGGUAAAGCUAAAGUAACACGCUCUGCAACCCUUGAUGAACAUUUCGCCAGGGUUAAAAUCUGGGAUUUAAAACCUGCCAGCUAAUGGUUUGCCAGGUUCCUUGCUCCUAUUUGAGUACCACUGACUGCUUCUUGAAUUCAACAGGACUAUCUUUUACAGCAUACAAAUGCAGUAUGAAUAAAGCAUUGGGCUGAUCCCAUACUUUGCAGGCCAUUUAUUAAGUGCGUGUCAGGCGCGUCAGGUCCAAUUUAUUUUCACACGCACAGUUAAUUUUAGACGCGCUGUUUAAAAGUAUUUUUUUUCCACAGUCAAACGGGUUUAAAAGGCCCUGCAUAUCAACAAAGCACUCACUAGGCAUCUCCAGCCCCGCCCCACCCUUUCGUUCGCUAUAGCUUUCACAUAUGCUAAUAAAUAAAUAAUAAUAAUAGUCGUACAUACCGAUCAAUCAUCUCCUGAUCACUUGUUUUAUCACCAAACGCCUCAAUAAUGCGAUCCAAAUCAUUAUUUUAUUACUAUAACAUCUCAAAAAAGCUCUGCAAAUGUCUGUGAUAUUCUCUGAGCGCUGAUACAGUAACAGUCAUCUUGUUUCCUUAUGGCCGCCGUUAUCUGAUGCCAGGGGCAAAUAUGACUAUUCAUGAGAUACGCCCAUUUUUUUUUUUUUUUUCCGGCUUGUCUCGGCUCCUGUCGCUCCCACUCGGCCAUUGAAUGGUUUUCUCGGCUUGUUCCUGAGGAAAUAUGACUAGAAACCCGUUUUUUGCGUCUUUUUGAUGAUGUCGGACAAGGUCCGACAUUGGACCGGAUAGGAAUAAUUGCAAUGUCGGACUAGGUCCGACAUAGGACCGCAAAGGGUUAAUCCCGUUGCUUUUACGUUUCCUGAAGGAUCUUCAAACAAUGUUCAUGAAGCGGAGAUUUCAGCUACAAUUCCCUGCAAAGCACAGUCUUCAGAAUUUGGGUAUGAGAGUUGACGUGUAGACCGUUUUAAAAUGUAAGCCUGUCUGAAUGAUAAUUAGAGGUACGUUUUAACACUAGUUAAAAAGUCGUUGCCCCCGUUGUACGUGUGUGCGUGUGCGUGGAGGUCUUUAUACUUCUUGUAUGGUGCGAAAGAACAGAUACAUGAUGAGAAUAGUAAAAUGCCAUCAAGAACUGAAACCAUUUUGAUAAGAAAGAUACAUUUGAGAUUGCUUGUCUAAAGCUGCAGUAUAUGGCAUGCAAAGAUGAUAAUUUGUGAUGUUUGUGAUAAAAAUACAGUAUGGAUCGAGGACUCAGCAGGUACCUACAAAGCGGGCACCCUGUUGGUCAAUCUGUCAAGGCUAAGGGAUCAUUUCCCUGCUAGCUCUGCAUGAAUGCAAAUCCAGGUGAGCCAGAUUAAAUGCCUCUUCAUUGCACUGGCAAGCGGAUCACCGGUUUUAAAUCAUGCAGUAAAGGUAUCAGAGGGUUGUUUUAAAUAUGUAAGUAUCCUACAUUCCUUAUCUGGUCAUUAUUCUUUGUGAUUCUUGCUUUUCACCACAAGUGAUUAAUUACCACCCGGCUAAUUGCUUUCAUAUUCUCGCAUUUGGUUGUCAUGGGAAAUAAUAACAAUUAAAAAGCAAUUUAUAUGAACAGUAGCUUUAGCUAACAGGAGAGUUUUCUCACUAUACAGUAUUUGACAAAAAUAAUAUUCUAUGAAAAACUUCUAAACACACAGGGGCCCUCCAAUGCCCAGUAUGUGCUAUUUUGGAACUGUGUAUAUGUACUGCAGGCUUGGAAACUGUCACUGCAGUGUUGUAUACCAAAGGGUCCUAAAGUUGCAUAUAAUUUCCACUUCUGAAAACAGCAUCCUAGCAAUGCCUGUAGACUAAGUGAACGCGGGUGUGGUGCUGCAGGCUAACUCACUCGUCAUGCCCUGGAGGUCUGGAGGUCUGAAUUAAGCUCAUGUCUCAAGAGUUUGGACAGUGGACAUUAAUAUAAUCUACAUCACAAAGCCAGCACACAUAUUUGGCACAUUCUGGCACAAUUGCUUGAGGAUGGCCCAGGACAGGGGGUGCUCAUGUCAGGAUUGAGGUUCUCUCUCUAUCUCUGUGAAGAUAGCUCUCAUGGUGCCUGCCUGCUGAGCCACUGUCCUUCCCCUUUCGUAAGCACUAAAUAAAAAAUAAAAAUAAAUACAUCUUUGCAUUGGUUGCAAAUAAUUCCCAUAUUCACAAAUGUCCAUGUGGUUCUCUCGGUCCCUUGUAUUGAAGAGAUUUCCAGUUUGUGUUAAUUAUCUUGAAUACUGUAAUAGUCCAAACCUUGACAUUCAUGUAGAAAAGCCUCUAUAAGUUAUAUAUAUACACAUGUAAUGAUGUUCUUUUUAACCUACAUUUUCUAUUUCCACCUAAACUGAACACUGUUCCGUUUGUUUAAGGAGACUACAUUUCUCAGCAAAUUAAAAAAAAGGAAAAGUGAAGUUAGUGCCAUUUUCCAGUCCAGUAUAUUGCAGCUUUGGAACGCCCAUUUCUUGCUUGAUUGUAUAAGUGCAUGUUUUAGCCUCUGCUCUCAUCAGUGUAAAACUAAUUUGCUAUUUUAUAAAUUGCCUUUGUGCCAUUCGAUUUGUACAUAAAACAUUUUAUUAUUGACUUUUUAAACAAAGAAAAAAAAACUUCUGGUAUAUAGGCGUAGCAAGUUUUCUGUAACUUAGACAGUAGGUGGUUUUUAGAGGUAGGAACUUAUUGCUUGCUAACAAAAAAGGCUUCUUUUUUCCCAAACAAUUCAGAUUGCAUGGUCCAUGUCUCAUCUCGGCGUGGUCACAGUAGAGUGAUAGUUCUUCUUUCAUGGAUGAAUGUGCAUGCUUUCCAAACAUUAGAUGAACGACACAGAUAAGAGUUUGGGAGUUUGUGCCUCCAUUUAACUCCAUUUAAAUUGAUGGAUGCUGAUAUCACAAGUCAAUGCCCGUCCCUUUGUGGGUUCAUUGAAGGAAAACAAAUAUAAUUUAAAGGAAAAACUGAAACUUUUAUAAAUGCCCUGUCUCUUCACACAAAUGUAAUAUAUUAGUAAGUAUGUUCUGUAAGCAGAACAGCACAGAACCACUGUGUGUACAAUCUCCCCAUGAAGAAGACACUUCAUCUGUGUGACCUUGCAUUUCUACUUCAGAUUUGUAUUCAAUUCAAUGUAUAUUUGCAACAUGUGUGUUGUAAUAUCAAAACCAUUAAAUUUGGUUACAAAUAA
This is a messenger RNA of Acipenser ruthenus (sterlet), 9170 nucleotides long. Its product is annotated as neuronal migration protein doublecortin-like. Gene Ontology annotation, biological process: intracellular signal transduction; photoreceptor cell development; axoneme assembly. The transcript has 8 exons. The record is from RefSeq and is a predicted model, not a curated record. Gene Ontology annotation, cellular component: axoneme. NCBI's taxonomy places the organism in Eukaryota, Metazoa, Chordata, Actinopteri, Acipenseriformes, Acipenseridae. The coding region runs from base 149 to 1276 and encodes 375 amino acids.